ACCUUUCUCCAAGAUGCCCUCUCCGUAUAGAGGCAGCUGAUUGGAGUCUCGGACGGUAUCUUUACGAGAGGGAUGCGCCGGACACCGUCGUGGAGCUUGAUCGCGGUCUGCUCCAGAGAAGACAAGGUCGUAGGUCGCAGGUGAUCGAUGUGAAUCUUGAAGUCGGAUUUGACAGCGACGUUGCGCGGAAUGGCGACCGAUAGCUUGAGAAAGCUACAGCUCAUGGUCUUCGCGACCAUGUUUCUGGGCUAUGCCAUGUAUGGCUACAAUCGGAAGAGUGUGUCGUUGGCUCUCCCGAAACUCAUGGAAGAAGGACUGCGCAAGGAACAUGCAGGGUUGAUCGUUUCCAGUCAGAAUAUGGCCUACGCAAUCAGCAAAUUCAUCGGCGGAGUAUUAUCCGACAGGCUGUCCGCACGUCGACUUUUCGCUAUCGGGCUUGUCGGAACUGGUUUAGCGACGCUCCUCUUCGGAACCGCGGACUCUCUGGCUCUGUUCUGUGGAUUCUGGUUCCUCAACGGGUUUGCACAGGGCUGCGGAUGGCCUAGCUGCGCUAAAAUCAUCCGCCAGUGGUAUCCACCGUCUCAGUUCGGAACCUGGUGGAGUGUACUCUCAGCGUCGUCGAAUGUUUCGGGUGGACUUGCGCCUUUCCUGGCCACAUUCAUCAUACUCAACUACGGCUGGAGAUCCUCGUUAUUUUUCGCGGGCUCGCUGUCGAUCGCAAUGGGUCUCGUCAGUUUCUUCACGCUCUACAACUCUCCAACAGACCUGGGCUAUCCGAGUUUCCUCGAAAAUGCGAAGAAGAAUGACGGCGAAAAGCCGGAAAAGACUGACGCGAAAAAAGAUGGGGGCUUCAGCGAUCUCCUCCCGAGCCCCUUCCUGUGGCUGAUAUCGGCAGCUUACUGUGUGAUCAUGGCCACGAAAACUUCGGCCGUCGAUUGGGGUCAAGUUUACCUGAGGGAAGAGCUGGGCCACUCGGCUUAUGUUGGCAGUACGCUGACAUCCUGCGUAGAAUCCGGCGGCUUUUUCGGAGGGAUCGCUGCGGGUUUGGUCACCGAUUGGGCGGUUAAGCGCCACGACCGACGCUUGCGGCACAAUCCCAGAGUACCGGCAGCUAUAUUCUUCUUCUUCUGCACAGCCGUUUGCUUGCACAUCCUCGUAUUCGUAGUGGAUCAGAAUACGUCGCAGUUCCUUAUAGCGGUCAUCGGUUUCACUCUCGGCGCGGCUGUGUACGGAGACAUAGCGAUCUUCGGCAUUGUUUCCUGUGAAUCGGCUCCCGUACACUUAUCGGGUUCCGCUCACGCCAUCACUUCUUUCGCUGCGAACGUUGGCGCAACCCUGUCGGGACUCCCAUUCAGCAUUCUAGCGGCGCAAUUCAGCUGGAAAUCUGUUUUCCUGCUCUUGGAAGUGAUAUGCGGCCUAGUCUGCGUUUUGAUGAUCAUCUGUGUGCGGAUCGACUCUCGGAUCGCGAGACAUCUGCAUAAAGACUGAUGCAAGUCGAUUCUGUUCGCAAGAGACGUGAUAAUUUGUGAUGAGAAGAAUAUCUAGGUAAUUAUAAUUUGCGACCUCUCACCAUGGGACCAGUUUUCUUCAUGAGGAUGGAAUGAGACAACUGUCAAGCUUUUCGAUCUGAAGCUCCUAAGGGAUUUGGAGCUGAGAGCCCGAGGCAUUAAUUGAGCGCGAUGACGUGCGACAAAAUGCCCAAAGACUCUCGUGAAUAUUCGAGCGUUACUCGCCUCGUACUGUUCCCGAGAGCCUCCCAAACGAACAAAGAGUAAAUGCCGACGGAUUUUGCUGCGGAUUGAGACCGAGGAACUGUUUAUGGGGAUCGAUCGGGAUUUCCCGAUACAGUUUUACACAAGUUUCUGUUGAAAUAAAGCUGUUGAUAUUUCUGAGUGCAAAGACAUACCUAUUGUUUAUCUCCCGUUUGUGUGUUUAAUGAAUCAAGAGUUGGAAGGAUCAUGGAGUCCAACGAAUUUCAGAGAAGAUGUACUCUCUAAGUCAAUGAUCAAGCCGGGAGCAUUUGAUGGCUCUCGCAGCACGAGCAAAG
Galendromus occidentalis (western predatory mite) is the source of this 2047-nucleotide messenger RNA. RefSeq names its product glucose-6-phosphate exchanger SLC37A4. The coding region runs from base 190 to 1488 and encodes 432 amino acids. Gene Ontology annotation, biological process: glucose-6-phosphate transport; phosphate ion transmembrane transport. NCBI's taxonomy places the organism in Eukaryota, Metazoa, Arthropoda, Arachnida, Mesostigmata, Phytoseiidae. Gene Ontology annotation, molecular function: glucose 6-phosphate:phosphate antiporter activity. Gene Ontology annotation, cellular component: endoplasmic reticulum membrane. The record is from RefSeq and is a predicted model, not a curated record. The transcript has 7 exons.